CAACCACAACGCAAGACAGCUGGAAGAGUGAUAUGUUCCUUCAAGGCACUGUCAAGUCUGCAAGCCCUCCUAUCCAAUACUGGCGGAGUGGGUUCUCUGUCAAUCCCAAUGGCGACAUCAUAAUUUUUACCCCUGGCGCUGGACUGGACCACCAUUCUUUUGACGCUCAAGUUUUACCCCUUCUUCUUGCUGGCCAUCGUGUAGUGACUUACGACCCUCGGUGCCAGGGCAUGAGUCAAGUGUCCAACGUCACUGCCCGGGGAAGCUGUACUAUUACCUUUGACCUUAUGCUCCAAGACAUGAUUUCUAUGAUGAAUGAUCUACAAAUACCGUCCAAACAAGCCGUUUUGCAGGCUGGUCUCUCCAUGGGUGGUAUGGUGGCACAACAGUUUGCAAAAGUAUACCCUAACAGAACUAAAGCACUUAUCGCCAUGGAUUGUGGACCAAACGAGGUUCUGCUACCUUGGAUGCAAUACUACCUGGCCACCCCGCUGGACACUCUCAUUGCAGGUGACAAUAAUGCUUCGUUCAAUGCUAUCCUGAAUACCUCAAACAAUACCAUUGCUCGACAAGAAAUUUAUCGAGAGCUCUCUGAAUCCGGUGAUGCUGAGAUUGUGAAAGCUAUGAAAGCCUGUGCAGAAGUAGUAGUAGAUGAUCCGACUUACACUAGAUUGAACAUACCAGAAUUACUCCUCUAUGGCCAAUUGGAUGGGCUGACAAAUACUUCAAUGAUUGAAUGGUACAACCGGGAUAUAGCUAAUCCACACAUAUCUUUGGUUUCUAUUCCCAAUGCCGGCCACGUCAGUACAUUGGAUAACCCUGAAGGUGUAGUCACUGCUUUGAUCGACUUUCUCAAUACCAUCAAGCAAUAGAACUUUUACACUAUAGAUGCCGUAGGCUCUAUCGUAAAGCAAAAUUCAUUGUUUUACUGAUAAUUUUAUUACAAAG
This is a messenger RNA of Umbelopsis ramanniana AG, 948 nucleotides long. RefSeq lists its product as uncharacterized. The record is from RefSeq and is a predicted model, not a curated record. Lineage: Eukaryota; Fungi; Mucoromycota; Umbelopsidomycetes; Umbelopsidales; Umbelopsidaceae. Bases 33 to 872 code for a protein of 279 amino acids. The transcript has 2 exons.